CGAGCGACUCCACCGAGCGUCACAAAGCCACGAGCCCGCAAGGAGCGCACAAUCCUCUGCGUCCUCGUACCGGAUCGCGAACCCCAGUUCCAUCACCACCACCGGCCACCAUGUCCAGCGAGGAGCUGGCCUGCAAGCUGCAGCGCCGGUUGAGACUUGAGACGCGGGCAGAAACCCACCAGGACAGCCCCCAGGCUGCACCGUGCACUGCCCCAGCCGGGCACCGGGAGCCUGAACCGCCUGCCCCGGCGCCCACGGUCAGCGCGGACUCCGAGCUGAACCUCAAGCUGAGCAGCAGGCUGAACAUCCACCAGGGCGCAGUGCGGUCCCGCCGCUCCAAGGUCUUCAACCCCUACACAGAGUUCCCGGAGUUCAGUCGCCGCCUCCUGAAGGAUCUGGAGAGGAUGUUCAAAACGUAUGAUGCUGGAAAAGAUGGCUUCAUCGACCUGAUGGAGCUGAAACUCAUGAUGGAGAAACUGGGGGCCCCUCAGACCCACCUGGGCCUGAAGAAUAUGAUCCAGGAGGUGGAUGAAGACUUCGACGGCAAGCUCAGCUUUCGGGAGUUUCUGCUCAUUUUCCACAAGGCUGCUGCUGGAGAGCUGCAGGAGGACAGUGGGCUGCUGGCACUGGCCAAGUUUUCUGAGAUCAAUGUCGCCCUGGAGGGUGUCAGAGGUGCCAAGAACUUCUUCGAAGCCAAGGGUCCUACAGAUGGAACUCAGGUUGUCAAAUUUGGCACCAAGCUAUCUGGCCAGCCCUCAGUAGAAACGCUUAAAGGAUCCGAUUCACCCUGUUGGACUGAUUGCACUGCGAUAGGACAAAAAUGGACCUGAUAGGAGGAGCCCUGAGAGCCAAGUCUCAAUUGCAGAUGCCCAGGCAGGUGAGACCAUAGCUUAGGGUCAGGUAAAAACAUUCUUGUGUGUGUCUUGUAGCCUCUGAGAGAGGUCAGCAUCUGUUCAUAUCAGGGGGAAAUUGUCCAGGAAAUGCAGAAAUAAAAAGCAAGAUGACUGAGAAGAUAGGACAUGGGGUUAGGGUCAAGGGCUGGUUCUAGAACCCAGAGGGAGGAUGGUCAGGGGUGGUCUAUUAGAACCCAGAGGCAAGCUGGACUUUUGUGGUGCCGGAGAUGAAAGGUUCCUGGUUGAAGAGAUGGCAAAUGUCUCCCUCUCCUGUUGUCCUAACUAGGAAUGGUGGGGAGGGGAGACUUGGUGCUGGAUCAGACCUCUUCCAGUGCUUUAGCUUCACACACCAACACCCUGGAGGGAGGCGUUUAUUGUCCCGUUUUGGUUGGGGCGUAUGUGUGUGAGUGCGCCUGUGCAUGUGCGUAUUUGACUCGAGAUGAAAUCUCCCAUAGUGUGGGCUGACCUUGAACUUUUAAUCUUCCUGCCACCACUGCCCCAGUGCUGGGAAAAACAAGGCAUUUGCCAACAGACUCAACAAUUUUCCCACACAGAAGAUAAGGAUGUUGAAGCUUGCACAGUGUUUCCUUGGUAAACAUUUAGCAACAAACUAUCAUCUUGUAAUCCUAGCAUUCAGGAGGCAGAGAUAGGAAGUUUAAGAGUUCAAGGCCCAGAUCCACAACAUACAGAGUUCAGCAGCUGUCUGGACUAGAAGAGGCCCUGUGGUAUAAACAUCAAGGUUUUUUUUUUUUUAGGUUUUAUUUUAUUUAUAUGAGUAUACCGUCACUGUCUUCAGAUCUGUACACCAGAAGAGAACAUCAGAUCCCAUUACAGAUGAUUGUAAGCUACCAUGUGGUUGUUGGGAAUUGAACUCAGGACCUCUGGAAGAGCAGUCAGCCGUCUCACCAGCUCCUCAAGUUUGUUUUAAGUUCUAUAAAUAACAUACUUUACAUCCUUCGUCAUGCCAUAGUCCACAUAGCUAUUGACUAACAGAGAUCGAUCCACAGAGAAGGUGCCCCCACCACCCCACCCCCGCCCUAGACUCGCAUCUGUUGCCAGAUUGUGGUUGCAAUGGACAGAAGAAAAUAGUUUCUAGGACUAGAGAGAUUGCUCAGUGGUUAAGAGCACUGGUUGUUCUUCCAGAGGACCUGAGUUUGAUUGCCAGCACCCACAUGGCUGUUUACAACUGUCUGUAACUCCAGGUCCAGGGCUUCCAAAGUCCAAACAUGCACAUGGAGCACAGACUCACGUAAAGGCAAAAAUACCUAAACACAUUAAAAUAGAAUUUAAAAAAAUUAGUUCCAGUAUGAUAUUAGUUCCUAGUUUGAGAUAAUUCAUAAAGAAAAAAGUGAAAGAAUGAAUCCUGAAACCUCAGGCUGGGUGUGACAGUGCAUGCCUGUAAUCCCAACCCUUAAGGAAGCUGAGGCAGGAGGUUUACAGCAUGUUUGAGGCUGGCUUGGGCUUCCCAGCAAGUAACAGGACUCAAGGGAGCUGAGUAUUACAGCUGUGAGGAGAAAGAUCCCUCACAGGGAGGCUUGGUCAGGGAGCCAAGGAGUACCACAAAGUCACACCAUACAAGAAACCUCCCACAAGAGAUUUGCUAGGAGACAAAGAGGGUGUCUCAGGCGAGAAGCCACAGGGAAAUGAGCAAGACACAGGCUUAAUAUAGGGUUUCUUGGGGGAGGAGUUUUUCAGGGUGGAAAUUUCUAGGGUGGGGAUUGGUAAGAUUUCAAGUCCUGAACCUGGGCAAGCCCAGGGAUUGGUGGGUUUUUGAGCUCAGGGAUUAGUGGGUUGGAGCUUGGGGAUUGAUGGUUUUUUUGAGCUCAGGGAUUAGUAAAUUUUCAAACUGGGAAAGAGGGUAGCUUAAGAGAUAACCCAGUGGUUGAAGUGUUUGCUGCAGGAAGGCCAGAGUUUAGAUGGCCAGAACCCUUUGUGAAACAGGACAUGUUAAUCUCAGUUCUCUUGUGGCAAGAAGGGUGGAUUGAAGCAGUUCCUGGAAACUAGGAGACCAGCUAGCCUGGAUACAGAAACACGAGUAAGAGAGCAAUUUUGUCCCAAACAAGGUGAGGGUGAAGACUAACACUUGAGGUUGUCUUCUGACAUCUACACACAAGCAAGCAGGCACCAUCAACAAAGAGAGAGACCGGGAGGAAAAACUUCAGCUUCAUUGUUUGGCAUACUGAGUAAUUUCUUGUUGAGGAUUUUAAGUUCCAGGAGGUCAUCCUCUCACUGUCUCGGGACAUUUCAUGACGCAAAGGCCACAGACAAUUUAAAGUUUCACCUGCAUUUUUAACAUUUUCCCAGCCCAUUAUGACAAGAUGGUGUACACACAGACAGUGAAGGCCAACUGUUGGCUGUUUUCCAUGAUGUAAACAUUCACACAGAGAUUGAGUUCAAGCUCUCAGUGGAACGUGGAUGCAGGUAGAGCCAGGAAGCUGUUCACAGUCAAAUAAAAAACACCACCCAGCAUUCCCACUCUGGAGACACAGCCCGAGCAGAUCCUAGUAGUAUGUAAUAUGAUGGCCCUUCAGUACUCAACCCUUUUCCCGUUGGUACGAUUGAUUGUAGAUUCGUUCAAUCUAAGAUUUUGUAAUGACUAAUUUUAUAAAUGGCUCACAGACAUUCUAGGAAUCAAGUUGGUUUUCGAGCAGUCACAAGUCAGUUGCUUGUAGGUCUGACAUACCUUGAGGUAGUGGAGAGACUGGAUCUGUUUUCUUCUAAUUGAAGGAGGCCGAGGUGGAAUGGAUGGGUGACCACUGUGAGGAGAGAGAUAAGAAAGAAAUCCAAUGAAGAUCCAGCUCUGGCCAGGAAUCCCCAAGUCCCAGUGGUUGUAGCCACUCUCUUUAUAAGAGGUUUUUAUUGUUUUUAUGUAUAAGAAUCCUUUACCUGCCUACAUGUAUGUGCACCACAUGCCUACAGAGGCCAGAAGAAGGUGUCCAGAGUCCUUGGAACUGGAGGUUCAGAUGGUUUUGGACUGUCAUAUAGACUCUGGGAACUGAACUUUGGUCCUCUGUAACUGCUCUUGAUCACUAAGCUUCCUCUCUAUACUGAAGAGAUUCUUUUUUAAGUGUGUCCUCAGCUUGGAAGCAUGCAUUCUAAAUUGUGGCAGUGAAGGUGGAGCUUGGUGAGGCGGGUGAGCAGAUGUGAUGGUAUGCCAGGCUGGGGAAUGAGGGUGUAGUUGGCCCUUUGUGUAUAUGAAGGGAUUGGUUCUAGACCUCACAAUAUAAAGUGGUGUUUAGGGUUGUAGACAUAGUGUACUUGACAAAGCAUUUAUCUUGCAAGCAUGGGAACCCAAGUUCAGACCCCUGACCCCACUUGAAAAAAAAAAGAAGCCAGACAUGGUGGUAUAUCUGGAUCCUUGGGGCUCCCUAGCUAGCCAGCCAGCCAGCCAGCCAGCCAGCCAGCCUACUUACUUAGCAAGCUCCAGGCUAAAGCAAGGUGAGCACAUGAGAAACUACAGUCAAGGGUCUUCUGGUCUCUGCAUGCAGGUGUACCCAUGUGCAUGCUCACAUAUACACACAUGAAGUGGCUUAUGUUUGCAUAAACCUAUGUACAUUCCUCCCCCAUAUAUUGAUAAUCAGUGUUGUGAAAACAUAGACAAUAAUAAAUAAAGGUUACAAAUAACAGACAAUACAAACAAGUAACAAAAGACGGUGAGCAGAUGCACGAAGGGUCAUGCAUGUUCACUUUCUGAAGACACUGAAUUUGAGAACAAACUCAUAUGACAAUCACAGCUACCAGUUGCUCUAGCUCCAUGGGCACCCAGACACAUGCACACUCAUCAUUUUAAAAUAAAUAAUUAGAAAUUAAAAAGAAGUUUAAUUAAUUAAUUAAAACAUUUUUGAAAUAGAGUUUUAUAUACGCAGCCCAGGUUGGCCUUAAGUCUGUAAUCUUCCUGCCUUUGUGUCCAGACAAAAUUGAAUUAAAAAGAAAUUUAUUUAAUUGAAAAGAAAUUUAUACCCAUUUUCUGAUUCCCAGGUUUGAAUUCAUGGCCUUGUGCAUGCUAAGCACACAAGUAGCCACUGGAUUCUACCUCAUCUCCCCCAAAUAAUGCUUAAACAGAGCAUCGAGUGAUAUUAAACCCUGGGUGGGGUGUGAGGACAAGUGCAGCCACCAUGGAAACAGCAUGUUAGUUUUUUGGGGAUCGAACCCAGGGCCUUGCCUUUGCUAGGCAAGCGCUCUACCACUGAGCUAAAUCCCCAAUCCCGAAACAGCAUGUUAGAUAAGAGGAAUGGAUGUCUUCUCUGAAGGAGUCGAGUGAUGGGAAAUAUAGGAACAAUAGGGAACUGUCAACAGAAGGUUCUGAGAACAGCUGGUCCCAGUGGAACAGGCUUUUAAGCUUAGCCACUUGGGAAGCUGAGGCAGCAGGGUCACAAGUUGCCAGCCCAACCCUGUCUCAAAAAGUUGAGAGGUCUGAGGAUACUAGAUGAGGGGAGAUGGUCUUUUCUAAAAGGCUCAGUUCCAAAAUAGACUGCCAAGAUAGGAGAUAGAUUAGACAGACAGACAGACAGACAGACAGACAGACAAAGUAACUAGAUAAAUAGA
Messenger RNA from Rattus norvegicus (Norway rat), 5438 nucleotides. NCBI's taxonomy places the organism in Eukaryota, Metazoa, Chordata, Mammalia, Rodentia, Muridae. The record is from RefSeq and is a predicted model, not a curated record.